Molecule: messenger RNA, 1078 nt
Organism: Solanum tuberosum (potato)
Lineage: Eukaryota; Viridiplantae; Streptophyta; Magnoliopsida; Solanales; Solanaceae
Product: isopentenyl-diphosphate Delta-isomerase I
Exons: 6
Coding region: 100-807 (235 amino acids)
Biological process (GO): isopentenyl diphosphate biosynthetic process; isoprenoid biosynthetic process
Cellular component (GO): cytoplasm
Molecular function (GO): isopentenyl-diphosphate delta-isomerase activity
Source: RefSeq, a predicted model, not a curated record
UUUCAAAUUUGUCUCUCAUAGCCCCUCUCUUUUUUUUCACCUAUAAAUUGUCCUCUUCCUUCUUCUUCUUCUUCGCUCAAAUCUCACUAUUCUGCAAAAAUGGUUGAUGUUGUUGCUGAUGCAAACAUGGAUGCUGUUCAGCGCCGUCUCAUGUUUGACGACGAAUGUAUUUUGGUGGAUGUGAAUGACAAGGUUGUUGGUCAUGAGUCCAAGUACAAUUGUCAUUUGAUGGAAAAGAUUGAAGCUGAGAAUUUGUUGCACAGAGCUUUCAGUGUAUUUCUUUUCAACUCAAAGUAUGAACUUCUUCUUCAGCAACGAUCUGCAACAAAGGUAACCUUUCCUUUGGUGUGGACAAACACAUGCUGCAGCCAUCCUCUCUACCGAGAGUCUGAGCUUAUCGAGGAGAAUGCUCUUGGUGUAAGAAACGCUGCACAGAGGAAGCUGCUUGAUGAACUCGGUAUCCCUGCUGAAGAUGUCCCGGUUGACCAGUUCACACCAUUGGGCCGUAUGCUUUACAAGGCUCCAUCUGAUGGGAAGUGGGGAGAGCAUGAACUCGAUUACCUUCUGUUCAUCGUUCGCGAUGUCAAUGUUCACCCGAACCCGGACGAAGUUGCUGACAUCAAAUAUGUGAAUCAAGAGCAACUAAAAGAGCUUCUGAGGAAAGCUGAUGCUGGUGAAGAAGGUUUGAAGCUAUCUCCUUGGUUCAGACUUGUUGUUGACAACUUCUUGUUCAAAUGGUGGGAUCAUGUUGAGAAGGGGACCAUCCAAGAAGCUGCUGAUAUGAAAACCAUUCACAAGUUGAUUUAAAAGUUACGUUGCUCGAACUCUCCAAAAAUAUUGCGACAAUGCACCUGUCGUCAUUUUUGAAGAGUCUUGAGCAAACAUAGCUUAAAAGGAGUCAACUUUUUACAUGGUUGAACAACUACAUUCCUGUUCCUUUUUAGACAAUAAAUUUGGUAAUUUGUUCUGUUGUUGUUGAAUAGAACAGAGGUAUUAUUGAACUGAUCAGAGUUGUAACAUAGACAUGUUUCUGUUGAAUUUUCAUGAAGUAGCUUGCUGUUUUGUGCUUGACAAAUUA